AUGUCGCCAAAGCUGUUUACGGCUGCAUUGCAAUGGAUAAUGAAAUCACUUUCCUGGGAAGAAAGGGGCAUACGUGUUGAUGGAAGAUUUCUCUCGAAGCUUCGUUUCGCGAACGACAUCGUUCACUUUUCGAGCAGUACCAAUGAAGCAGAAACGAUGCUCAACGAAUUGAACGAAGCAGGGAAGAGAAUAGGACUAAGAAUAAACAGAAGGAAGACACGGUUCAUGAAGAACGCCUACUGCGAGGACGGAGGAGUACAACUUGAAGGCUCCCAAAUCGUGGAAACUUCGUCAUACGUAUACCUCGGACGUUCUAUGAACAUGGAAAACGACUUGAAGGAAGAACUGAAUAGAAGAAUGAGAGCAGCAUGGGUAGCAUUCGCAGCCGUCAGGGAAGCCACGGACCAGCUGACGGACCAAGAUCUUCGUGCCCAUCUGUUCGACUCGACAGUUCUUCCAGCGCUCUGUUACGCAGCGGAGACGUGGGUAGACACCGCGGCCACGGCUAGGAAGCUACUUACCACCCACAGAGCCCUUGAGAGAUUUCUUCUGAAGUUUAACCGGCGUACACAACACCUAGCCGGUCUUCGCAACUUCGACUUAAGAGGAAUGUCCCGUCUUCGCGACCCAGCGGAAUAUGUAUCGAAAGCAAAACAUAGAUGGGCCGGUCACAUCAUGAGAAGAAUCGACGAUAGAUGGACUAAAAGAACGCUAGAGUGGAUCCCAAGGGACGCUAAACGCCCCCGAGGAAGACCGCCAACAAGAUGGAGUGACGUGUUCGCUGCACGGAUGGACCAGCUGAGAGCUCAGCUGGAUACGGCUCAAGGACCUCGUCAACGUCACUCACGAAGCUUGAGAACAUCUUGGAUGACAAUGGCGAGGGAACGAAACGAGUGGAAGAGAUGCUGGGGCCCGCACGUCGAGUGA
Necator americanus (New World hookworm) is the source of this 927-nucleotide messenger RNA. RefSeq lists its product as uncharacterized. The record is from RefSeq and is a predicted model, not a curated record. NCBI's taxonomy places the organism in Eukaryota, Metazoa, Nematoda, Chromadorea, Rhabditida, Ancylostomatidae. The coding region runs from base 1 to 927 and encodes 308 amino acids. The transcript has a single exon.